Populus euphratica (Euphrates poplar) is the source of this 1399-nucleotide messenger RNA. RefSeq names its product ZIM-LIKE 2 (gene ZML2). Gene Ontology annotation, molecular function: sequence-specific DNA binding; zinc ion binding; protein binding. Gene Ontology annotation, biological process: regulation of DNA-templated transcription. The coding region runs from base 217 to 1140 and encodes 307 amino acids. NCBI's taxonomy places the organism in Eukaryota, Viridiplantae, Streptophyta, Magnoliopsida, Malpighiales, Salicaceae. The transcript has 7 exons. The record is from RefSeq and is a predicted model, not a curated record.
CUCUCUCUCUCACGAUCGUUGAUUUUCAAAAACCCCGAUCAUCAUCCUACGGCCACAAAUCUCAAUCCGAUCUCCAAUCAAAACCCAUUUCAAACCCUCGAAACUCUGGAUUUGAAUUGAAAUCCGAUAAGAACCCAUUAUUUUUUAUGAUAAUAUACAAAUAAUUCACUAAAAAUAUCAGACUUUUAUGUACAGAAUUACUGAGCGAGGAGAAUUAUGAUGGAUGGCAUCAGUGGAAGCAACAAUUCUGUAAGGAUGCAAACUAGCACAGAAGCUCCAAACCCAUCGAUGCAGAUGCAUUAUGAUCAUCAUCAAAAUCAUCAAAAUGGGAUUCAAAUGAUGAAUAAUGCUAAUGGGAUGAUCAUGAACAAUGGAGAUAAUGAUCAUGAUCAUAAUGGCGUGGUGAACGGUGGUGGUGGUGAUGAUGAUCACGGUGGGACCAUGAUGGUGGCGGCUGAUAAUCUUGGAAAAGAAAAUGGAGAUCAACUAACUCUUACAUUUCAGGGUCAAGUUUAUGUUUUCGAUUCUGUUUCACCUGGAAAGGUUCAAGCUGUGCUCUUGCUGUUGGGAGGCCGGGAAGUGCCUGCUGCAAGCACACCUACUGUUCCAAUUACAACACAUCAUAAUAGUAAUAAUAGGGGGCUGUCUGGUACUCCCCAAAGGUUUAGUGUUCCUCAAAGAUUAGCGUCUUUGAUUAGAUUUCGGGAAAAGCGAAAAGAACGGAACUUUGACAAGAAAAUUCGAUAUACUGUCCGUAAAGAGGUAGCACUUAGAAUGCAACGGAAUAAAGGGCAGUUCACCUCUUCAAAGCCCAAUCAUGAUGACUCUGCAUCAGCAGCUACUAGCUGGGGUUCAAAUGAGAGCGGGGGCUCUGAUAGCAAUGGAUCCCAACAUCAAGAGGCCGUUUGUCGGCAUUGUGGGAUCAGUGAGAAGUCUACACCAAUGAUGCGGCGUGGACCUGAAGGGCCAAGGACGCUUUGUAAUGCAUGCGGACUUAUGUGGGCAAAUAAGGGAACUUUGAGGGACCUCUCCAAGGCAGCUCCCCAUACCGGACCCAGCUCUUCUUCCAUGAACAGCAAUGCCAUGGAUGGAAAUACUGAUGGCAACCAAAGAGUCGCAUGGAAAAAUGACUUCUCAUGAGACCAUUUAUUGCUAGGGCUAUAGUUUGUAGGAACAUAAGGGUUGAAGUGCUCAUCUAGGUUGUUUUCAUUGGACGAGUUGUCAAGAGUCGGAGCACUUGCCUUUCGAGUUGCAUGCUUCCUCGUUCUUUGUCCGAAAGAUGAUUCUCGUAAGACAGAUUUAGUACGUUUUGUUGUGCUCAGUUUCGAACAUAUUUUUUCCCAUCUUUAUAAUCGAUGUAGGCUUCCUUUUCUAAUAAGUUUAAAAAAGGAAUCAUUUA